Lotus japonicus is the source of this 1607-nucleotide messenger RNA. RefSeq names its product E3 ubiquitin-protein ligase SINAT2-like. The record is from RefSeq and is a predicted model, not a curated record. Gene Ontology annotation, molecular function: zinc ion binding; ubiquitin protein ligase activity; protein binding. NCBI's taxonomy places the organism in Eukaryota, Viridiplantae, Streptophyta, Magnoliopsida, Fabales, Fabaceae. The coding region runs from base 449 to 1378 and encodes 309 amino acids. Gene Ontology annotation, biological process: ubiquitin-dependent protein catabolic process; multicellular organism development. Gene Ontology annotation, cellular component: cytoplasm. The transcript has 5 exons.
ACGAAGAAACAAGAAAGAACCCCAAAACAUUAUUUUAUAUUUUUUUAUUCCACAUUUAUUUAUUUCCCAAAUCUCAAAAAAAAUUCAAAAAUAAAAAAAGAAACAAGAGAGAGAGAGAGAGAGAGAGAGAUAAAUAACACGAAAAAGGAACAGAGCGCAAUUUCAAUUCAAGAGAAAGGUUUGAUCCUGCGAUUUCGAACGAAACAUUGAUUGUUCGUUCAUGGUCAACAACAAUCAACAUCCCUAUCGAUACGAACAAGACAAACCUUUUUCCUCUUCUUCAAUCUCCGCCCCUUGUUUGUUCCAGUUUUUGAUUGGCUGGAUGGAGUAGGAAAAGUUGUAGCAUGCCAUAAAAAUAUUCAAAGCAGAUGAAUUGAGCUAAAGUGGAGGAGAUCUGGUUCCCACUUCCCAGUCAUUUGGAAAGAAAGACUGCAGAUCAGGGUCCAUAAUGGCUCCUGGAGGCGGUGUUUUCAAAGAAGUUCUUGAAUCUCACCUGCUGUCUUCAGAUUAUGAAACAGGCAAAGCUAAAUCUGAGGCCAAGAGUUCCAGUACAUUUCCAAAAUCUAGUGUUGGGUCGACUGGAAAGAAUGAAAUUAGUUCAAAGAAUGGCGUGUAUGACUUACUCAAGUGUCCUGUCUGCAAGAAUUUGAUGUAUCCCCCAAUUCACCAGUGCCCAAAUGGCCAUACAUUAUGUUCCAAUUGUAAGAUUGAAGUCCAUAAUAUCUGCCCAACCUGCGACCAUGAUCUUGAGAAUAUAAGGUGUUUGGCUUUGGAGAAAGUGGCAGAAUCUUUGGAGCUUCCUUGCAAAUAUCAGAGCCUAGGUUGUCAUGAUAUAUUCCCAUACUAUACUAAGCUUAAGCAUGAGCAGAGUUGUGGAUUUCGUCCAUACAAUUGCCCAUAUGCUGGAUCUGAGUGCUCUGUGAUGGGUGACCUUCCUACUCUCCUUGCCCAUCUAAAGGAUGAUCACAAGGUUGACAUGCAUGAUGGAUGCACCUUCAAUCAUCGAUAUGUCAAAUCAAAUCCACAUGAAGUUGAGAAUGCCACAUGGAUGCUAACUAUUUUUAAUAGUUUUGGGAGACACUUCUGCUUGCACUUUGAGGCAUUCCAGAUUGGCACAGCUCCAGUUUACAUGGCCUUUUUGCGGUUUUUGGGUGAGGACAGUGAAGCAAAGAAAUUCAGCUACAGCUUGGAAGUUGGCGCAAAUGGCCGCAAGCUUACAUGGCAAGGAAUUCCGAGGAGCAUUCGUGACAGUCAUCGGAAAGUUCGAGAUAGUCAAGAUGGUCUUAUAAUUCAGAGGAACCUUGGCCUUUAUUUUUCUGGUGGGGAUAGACAGGAGUUGAAGCUGAGAAUCACAGGUCGUAUAUGGAAAGAAGAAUGAGAGGUGUAAAUGUAAUAUAUUAGGGAUGUCCACGUCCAAGCAAUUAUUGUACACAACCUGCUACGAUUGUUUUGAGAUUUUGCUGUGUGCCAAAGAAUGAAGCAUCAGUGCUUUAACUUAUAUCUAUAUAUUCCCUUUCAAUUACCUCACUUUAUGUCGUACGUGUAUGUUUGAAUACUAGUUGUGUGCAUUUGAAUAUCAGUGCAACGUGCAAAUAUUUUCAUCUCAA